Molecule: messenger RNA, 2793 nt
Organism: Seminavis robusta
Lineage: Eukaryota; Bacillariophyta; Bacillariophyceae; Naviculales; Naviculaceae
Source: the annotation of a GenBank genome assembly
GAGGCAGACAGCCAACAACUAGCUACAUGUACCGUACCAUCAACACUAGUCUAUAGCAGAAUUUUUUUGACAAACUGAGUUUUACGUUUCAAAAGAUGAUUUGUGGCCCCGGCACGUUCUUCAGAGGUGUUUGUGGUGGGAGUUGCUGGAGCUGUCUGUCUGUCAAUCUACCGUACGGCCCUUCCGUGGAGGUGGGAGAGUCAGACGAGCUUCACCUCAAAAUACCAAGGAACUUCAAAUGGGUUAGCAUCAAACAUAAGGCGGCAUUGGAUGCAGCUAAUCGAGGAAAACCCGAGUUGCGCAUGAUGGAGUGGGACAAGGAGUCUCUGUUGCCUAUGUAUAGCCAUGUGGGUACCUUCUCGUCGACGUUUGGAAAUUUCUUCAUCCAAAGUUUCAAUCCCCAACAUUGGUACGGCGCCCUUACUGCACUGCACUUGGAUGCACCGCAAAUGCUCAAAAUUUGAAAAUGGGUGGCCAUUCAUGUUCCUCAAGUCUCAAGACCCAAGAGGUGCAUUUGUCGUUGAGGAAGCUUCCUCAAACCAAAACCUGAAAGAUGAAACAUUGCUUCGAAAAUUGGUUUGAUUUGACAACCCGCGUCUCCGAUUGCCAUUGACUAUACUUGGAGUUGGACGACGAGACUGUAAGGCUUCACAAAAAGGGUGUCAGCAAUGCAGAACGUCAAUAAACUAUCCUUGGGAACAGCCACAGGCAACCGACAACAGCAAGAAAACAACUUCAGGGCCGUAACCAACCCUAUCACACCAAACAUCAGAGCUGGAACGAGGUGGAACUCUACCGGUAGAUCAGUGCCUCUUGCCGUAGCAUCACAGUCGUUCAUCGAAACCAAAGACAAUCAACCCACAACAGGAAGACGCAUGAGUUAUCGUCCCAACGACCAAACACGGCCAUUCCGAAGCAUUCGAGAUGACGAGCGUGACGAGGGACUUGAAAUACCAAUGCCGCCAACCAGGAGGCAAGGCUAUAUCGAAUGGAACAACCAUCCCGGCCGCACCGAUUCGGCCUUUUCCAGUGUCUCCUAUCGAGGGGGCAAUCCCCAGCACAGACUUCCUCGACACCCUGAGCAACUCACGUGGCGUCCUGUCUCUGAUGAAUGGCAGCGUCCUGUCCCUGCAGGAGUCUUGCGCGAUGCUAGGGGUUUCGCAAGGGAAGCUGUACCCGUCAACUUGAGCGCUGCCGCUUCGUGGGCUGGUACACGGGAUGGGGCUACUGCUGUGGUAUUCAGAACACCGAGCUGGUCUCGUGGGGCUUUCCCAUCUGUCGCUGAGAUCAACGAGCACAAUCAGCAGCUAGUGAGGACGGUAUCAACCCGGGGAGCAUCGCAUGAUCUAUACAUUGCCCAACGCGAGGCCCAGGCCAACAUCAACCGAACCGCUCAACGCGAUGCUCAGGCCAGUGUUAGUUUGAACGGAGAAGCUAUACCCCCAGGUCGUCAGAGUGCCCUGCCAGGAGCUCAGGCCCUCCCUCUUGUUCGCAGCAGCGAUCCAGAUCGUCAGAUCCAUCAGCCAUACACGGGUGACCACCACCGAGAAGUUCAGGCUCAACACGGACCUCAGAGAGAAGUUCCGUUGCAGAUUCGAGAGCACCAAGUGAUUCAGGGCCUUCAGCGUCACGGCCUGCAGCAGCGAGAAGUUCAGGGCCAUUCAGUUCGCCACAGCAUCCAGCGCGACAUGCAGACCAUCUCCAUGUCGUCUUCGACAGCAAGUAGUUCCACGUCGGUCACUUGUCGAUCCCCCAGUGACUCCAAGGUUGGCGAGAAGCGUCCGAAUGAGACAGCCGAGUCUUCGAGGCUCUCUCCUUCGUCGCAGACUACAGAAGUGCCGCUCGAUGCCAACAAGCGUUUCAAGUCGACGCCAUCACCGGCAACGACGCAACCGCCCAAGCCACCACCACCACUCCAGGCAGCGAACUUUGACAAGCUCGCCAUGCUUUGCGCUGCAACUUUGGAGAUGGGACCCCUUCAAGAGAACCCCAGUGGGUGCAGCUGUCCCAAGUCACGCUGCAUUGCUCUGUAUUGCGAUUGCUUCAAGGCAGGUCGUCGCUGCAAUCCGCGAACCUGCACUUGUCUCAACUGCAAGAACACGGUCCAGGAGAGUGGCGUCAAUGGAGCACGUACUGUGGCCAUUCGUACCAUUCUGGCUCGUAACCCCCGAGCUUUUACAACGGCGGGAUUGGGCAAUCCUCCCAAGGAGCUGUCUCCUGGUCAACUGGCUUGCAACUGCAUUCGAUCUCGUUGUCUCAAGCUCUAUUGUGGUUGUUUCCAGGCCGGUAAAGCCUGCGACCCGAAAGUGUGUACUUGCAUUAGUUGUCUCAACACGGAAGAGGAUGCUGGCGGGCAGAGACGAGCGGCCAUUCAGCAGUGUCUGGAGAAGCGUCCGAAUGCGUUUCAGGUGAAACCCAAAGAAGCUGGAUUGGGAUGCGCCUGCAAGAACAAUCGAUGUGUCCGCAAGUACUGUGAGUGUUUCCGUAUUGGCAAACAAUGCACCAACCGAUGCGUCUGCCGCGAUUGCGAGAAUCAAGGAGAAUUGGAAGAGACCAUGGAAACGAAACCAAAAGCAAGCUAGCUAGCAGUGCUGAGUUGGAACGAUAUUCCCCAGUACGGUACGAACACAAAAACGAAAGCUGACGCGCUACCAAGGACGGAUCACGACGAAUCGAACCCCAUUAUAUAUAUUCCUGCUGCCAUUUGAUUGCCACUAAAAAACUCUUAUUAGUAAAAGUUGUCGUCAGCGUUUUUGUCAUGUAGCAGUAUUUCAAUUGAUUAUCCAAACAACU